This is a messenger RNA of Chlorella variabilis, 2175 nucleotides long. RefSeq lists its product as hypothetical. NCBI's taxonomy places the organism in Eukaryota, Viridiplantae, Chlorophyta, Trebouxiophyceae, Chlorellales, Chlorellaceae. The transcript is spliced from 9 exons. The record is from RefSeq and is a predicted model, not a curated record. The coding region runs from base 1 to 2175 and encodes 724 amino acids.
AUGGAGGCCGUGGAGCUUGAGCUGCUGUGCUGGGGCGACGGUGUUGCCGUGGCUAUUCAUCUGAUGCUGGCGGGCACGCCCGUGAAGUCGUUCGGCUCGCCGCUGUCUCGGUAUGGCGCGUCGUCAGCUGCCUCGGACGACAGCUCGGCCGGGCUGCCCGACUGUGCCAGCAGCGGGGCUGUUAGAGAAGCUGCAGCGGCGUUGGACGCCCCGCAACAAGGAUGCUUCGGCGGUGAUGGCAGCGACGGCGCCGCCACGCCGGUGGCGGCGAAGCAGCAGGGAGUAGCAGAGAUAAGCCCGCCAGCCAGCGAGGCAGCGGCGACCCAGGAGGAGGCUGUGGCCAUCCCCAGCAGCAGCGGCGACAUCCCCGGCGCAGCCAUGGAGGCAGUCAUGAGCAUGCUGCAGCAGCUGCUAGCAGGCCAAGGGCAGGAAAGCGCACAGCAGGACCAGGCGCCUGCACCUGCCGCGCCUCCGCCCGACACGCCGGGGGAGCCACCCUCCCCGAGGGCCGCAGGCGUGGCGGUCGGCGUGCCCGGCAGCGGUGGCGGCGGGGCGGCGCUCCCCGGGGGUGUGGAGAAGCUGCUGUGCCUGGAGCUUGAGGUGGUGCAGCUGCAGCAGAGCCUGCAGAUUGCGCAGCUGGAGUUUGAGGCCAGGACGGUGCAGCUGCACUCGCUCAAGCAGCGCGCCGACGACGCAGAGCAGCGGGCGCAGGCGGCAGAGGAGCGGGCGGCUGGGCUGGCGCAGCAGGCGCAUGCGCUGGAGCAGCAGGCGGGAGACUUGCAGUGCCAGCUGGGCGAGGCGGCGGCACGGCAGCAGCAGCUGUCGGCGCGGCUGGCUGCGGCUGCCUCCAAGCAGCAGGCAGCCGAGGAGGCGGCGGCGGGCCUGCGCCAGCAGCUGGCGGCUGCGCAGCAGGCCUCGGAGCAGGCGCAUGCCGAGCUGCGCAGGGCGGCCGCGGCGCAGGGGGAGUGGCAGGAGCGGGCGGCGGCGGCGCGCCACGAGGGCCAGCAGCUCAAGGUGCAUGUGGCGGCGGCGUGCGGGGCGCUCAAGGCCCUGGGCAUCCCGGUGCACAAGGUCUUCAGCAGGGCGGCGCUGGCGCUGGCAGGCCACGCCGUCGGCGGCGGCAUCCAGUCCCCGCCAGAGUCGCCAGCCGAGGUCUCAUCGGCCCUCAGCCCCUCGGCCUCGGCCCAGCCACUGGGGCGCCCCCCGCAGGUGCCCCGCCUGCAGCUCUCCACCAUCAGCCUGGAGCAGCUGCAACAGCAUGUGGCGGCAGCACAGCAGCAGGAGCAGCAGCAGGAGGAGGCGGCGGAGCAGCAGCAGCCGGAGCAGCAGCAGACGCGCAGCGCCGACCUGUUUGCUCAUGUUGUGGCGGCCGCUGACGGAGCCGCGGCGCCGGGCUUCCCGCCGCCCGCCUCUCCAGCCGAAACCAGCGCCUCCUCUCCGGUCCCUGCUCCCGCCAGCUGUCGCCGCCCGCCCGGGCUGCCGCCGCUGGCAACAGGCGGCGCGGGCGGGGCAGCGGCAGCAGACCUGGCGCCGCCGCUGCUCACGGCCCGGCGGGCGGUGUCGCCGGCGCAGCAGGAGCUGCUGGCGGCGGCGCAGCAGUGGCAGCUCACAGCUCGAUCGGCUCGAUCGGCAGCACCUGCAGAGGAGGAGGCGCUCAUUCCUGCCUACCGCCCACACCAGCUGUCCGCCACAGGGCCCCCCAUGUCGGCGCGCCACGUCCCCGCCACCGCAUGCACCGCCCGGGGAGGCCGCCACGCGACGCCACGGCUGCGCCCCGCUGGCGCCACCUCAGCGGCGGCCACGCCUGGCGGCAAGGCGCCGCGCCGGACGUACGGUCAGGACCCUUGCUUCUUGGAGAUCAAGGAGGCCUAUCAUGCAGUGGUGGCGGGCCAGGCGGGGCAGCAGGCCAGCCGCUGGGCGCGCUCCGCCUUCAGCAGCAGCAGCGCUGUUGAGAGCGAGCCUGGCAAGGUAGAGCCCAUGGUGCAGGGCCUGCUGCAGCUGUUCCGCAGGGAAGGGUUGCGCGUGCCGCUGCGCAAGUGCGGUCCCUGCCAGUACCAGCUGGGCUCCGCCAAGCUGUCGGUGCGCCUCGUCAGCGGCCGCCUCAGGGCGCGGGCAGGCGCGGGGCAGACGAUGGAUGUGCUGGAGUGGCUGGCCAAGCAGCCGGUGCAGCCCUAG